UGUCGCCUUCAAAUUUCACUUCGGGAGAAAUCCCAGUUACUGCAUAGAAACGGUGCUGUGGAAACGGAAUUUGGUAUUUGACUGGUGUGGGCCGGGGAGCCAGACUGACCCUUCGAGGCUAAGGCUUUCAGGACCCCGAAGCGACCCCCAUGUCCGCGAUAAUCCGCCCCCGUGGAAGGUGGUCCCGCGUUUAUACUCUGAGCGGGGAAUUGGUGAGGUAGUAGGGCUCCCUGAGAGGGCACUCCGGAGGGUGUGCACUGUCGGCGGUUGUCCGGGAAAGUUGAGGCCAGCCCGAGGCCUGGAAGAGGGGAGGACCGGUAGCUAGGCUCACCCUGCCCGGGCGCUGCACACCCCAAUCCACGGCAGCCUCUAAGUGGUGGUGCCCCAGGGACGACCCCCUUCCCACCGACACCCCCAUCCCCACACGCCCCUGUAGCCCUGCGGUUUCCCGCCUCGUCGCUUGUUUUUAGGUGUAAAAGGUGUCUCCGGAUCACAGCUUUCUCACAACAACUCGUCCGGGUUGCAACUCUUCACCCAAGGCGUUUCCCCACCCACUCUUGUCCCCUCCCGGGCGCCGCGCCUCCGGUCUCCCCCGCCCCCAUCAGGAAACCGCCGGAAUCAACUUUACAAGACAGCGCCGCGGGAAACAGACACCCAGAUCUCCCAGCGGCCGGGACCCCGUGGACUUCGGCUGGAUUGGGGGAGGGGGAACAGGAGGAAGGACCGGAGGAGGGAAAUUCUGCUGCCAAGGGCCCUCCCUUCACCACUCCCCCAAAGACGCGCACUGCGGUCGGGCCAAACUUCUAGGCCAAGAUAGCAAGAAGAAAGGGGGGGGGGGGAGGCCAACACUCAAUGAAUUACACUAGGGCCGCCGGGCUCCCAGUCCCAGUUGCACUCCAGUCUUCAACCAGGUUUGAUCUUGGAAUACGUCCACCCUCCAGCAGAACUGUUCCGCCUGACCUACUCCCGCGUCCCCACCGAAACCGAAGCCUUACCGGAGUAGGAGGGGGCCGGGGCACCUUGCAGCCCGCCGCGCUCACCGCGCCGGGCCGCCGAUGCGGCCGCCACUGAUCCUCUAAACGCGGUCUCCCCGCACUCUCUCCGGCCUGGGGAUGCAGGAUGGUUUACAGAGGGACCGCGAGCCGCUGAUUGGUCGCAGGCCGCGGUGACGUCGGCGGGCGCUGCAUUAAGGCGAGGGGGCUUCUAGAGCUCAGCCAACAGCCGGGAGCAGUGACCGAGCCGCCGGAGCCGGGGAGAGACGCGCCGGGACGGCGGACUGAGCCAGGAGACCAGGGACUGAGGGACGCUUGUCCAGGGAGAGCCAGCCACGCACCGCGGCCCGGGCGGCGACAGCGGCGGCCGGUGCCGAGCUGUUCUGGCCGCGCAGAACUAGCCGCUGCAACCAGGACGUUUUAAAAAGCGCUCUAAGCUACUCCCCCUCUUCCCGACUCCUCCCGCUGCAAAAGAAAAAAAAAAAAAAAAGGAAAGAAAGAGGCUAGAAAGGAAGCCCAGAUUUGCCACCACAACGAAAAAAAAGAGGGGACAAGAAAAAGAAAAAGUCGAGCGACUGUGGGGUUGGACGCCGGCAGCCGGAGCGUGGGCCAGCGAUGCGGGGCUGCGUGCCCAGGCGGCCGCGAAUUGUGACUGGAGCCACGAUGCACCGCCAAGCGCGGUGAGGAGCCGGCCCGAAACACCUCCCGACGGAGUCUGGGCGCUGGGAGGGCGGUCCCGAGAACGCGGAGGCCGCCAGGCGGGCCCUGGGCCGAGGUGACGGGGCUGGGGCGGUGGGAAGCUAGCGAGCGCGCCCGGCGGCGACCUCCCGGAGUGGUCCCCCUCCUUUCUCGAUUGACACAAACACUUCUCCAAAAGGGGAGAGACCUGAGCAACAACAACAGUCAACUACGAGAUCUUCCUCCUGCCCUCCCCUCCGCCCCUCCUCCCGCGGUCUGCCCCCGCCCCCUCCCCCGGCUCACCCCGGGCGCCCAGCACGUCCCGACCCCGCUGUGCGAUGCCUGCAGUUUAGGAUCCAAAGCUUCUCUACUCGUUUUGUUCUUUUCUUUUAUAAAAAGAGGAGGGGAAGUCCGGUGGCGGGCAGCCGGGCACACACACAACCCGCCCUCGCACCCCGACAAAAGCAGAUGCACCUUGACUUCUGACAGCUCUACCUCAAGCCCGUGAGAACUCCCUGCAAAUAGCUCGUCGCGUGCGUCGCCCUCCUGCUUCCCCGUUUUAUUUAUUUAAUUCGUUACCCUCACCGUCUCGGUGACCUUCACUCCUCCGCGGGUUCUGGGCAGAAGAGUCGCUUUCGCACCCGCCGGAGACUCUUUUCCUCACCCCAGGAGCGGUGGUGGCGCUGCUGGGCCCCGGGCCUUGGGACUCCCAGGCUGCACACCACCGAGGCGCCCAGUUUGCCUCGUCCGUCCCCCUCCCCCACCCCCAUUUUGAUUUCCUGGUGCGGAUUUCGGCUGGCACCGCCGUGUGUGUCUCCUCUUUUUGGAGGGACUGGGGAGCUCCUUUCGGGAGUCAACCCCUCUGCCCUACCUGCUCUUCUCUCUCCGGGCCUCACCCGACUAAACCAAAGACCAUGGUGCACUGUGCCGGCUGCAAAAGGCCCAUCCUGGACCGCUUCCUCUUGAACGUGCUGGACAGGGCCUGGCACGUCCAGUGCGUCCAGUGCUGUGAAUGUAAAUGCAACCUGACCGAGAAGUGCUUCUCCCGGGAAGGCAAGCUCUACUGCAAGAACGACUUCUUCCGGUGUUUCGGUACAAAAUGCGCAGGCUGCGCACAGGGCAUCUCCCCUAGCGACCUGGUGCGGAGAGCGCGGAGCAAAGUGUUUCACCUCAACUGCUUCACCUGCAUGAUGUGUAACAAGCAGCUCUCCACCGGCGAGGAGCUCUACAUCAUCGACGAGAACAAGUUCGUCUGCAAAGAGGAUUACCUAAGCAACAGCAGCGUCGCCAAAGAGAACAGCCUGCACUCGGCCACCACGGGCAGUGACCCCAGUUUGUCUCCGGACUCCCAAGACCCGUCGCAGGACGACGCCAAGGACUCGGAGAGCGCCAACGUGUCGGACAAGGAAGGGGGCAGCAAUGAGAAUGACGACCAGAACCUGGGCGCCAAGCGGCGAGGGCCACGCACCACCAUUAAAGCCAAGCAGCUGGAGACGCUGAAGGCUGCCUUUGCCGCGACGCCCAAGCCCACGCGCCACAUCCGCGAGCAGCUGGCUCAGGAGACGGGCCUCAACAUGCGCGUCAUUCAGGUCUGGUUCCAGAACCGACGCUCCAAGGAACGGAGGAUGAAGCAGCUGAGCGCGCUGGGCGCCCGGCGCCACGCCUUCUUCCGCAGCCCGCGCCGAAUGCGGCCGCUCGUGGACCGUCUGGAGCCGGGCGAGCUCCUCCCCAACGGGCCCUUCUCCUUCUAUGGAGAUUACCAGAGCGAGUACUACGGGCCCGGAGGCAACUACGACUUCUUCCCGCAAGGCCCCCCGUCCUCGCAGGCUCAGACACCCGUGGACCUACCUUUCGUGCCAUCGUCCGGGCCGUCCGGGACGCCCCUGGGCGGCUUGGAGCACCCGCUGCCGGGCCACCACCCGUCGAGCGAGGCGCAGCGGUUCACCGACAUCCUGGCGCAUCCCCCGGGGGACUCGCCCAGUCCCGAGCCCAGCCUGCCCGGGCCUCUGCACUCCAUGUCGGCUGAGGUCUUCGGGCCGAGCCCGCCCUUUUCGUCGCUAUCGGUCAACGGCGGGGCGAGCUAUGGGAACCACCUGUCUCACCCUCCCGAAAUGAACGAGGCGGCCGUGUGGUAGCCGGUCCGCGGAGUUCGUGGUUGUACAGAAAUGAACUUUUAUUUAAGAAAAAUAGAAAAAAGAAAAAAAAUCAUAAAAAUCAAGUCACACACCCCCCCCAUUACCACCACUUUCCUCCAGCCUCGGGGACCAUUUUCCGUCUGGGGAGACUGGAUGGGAAAGGGAAACAUGACAUAGGAUUGAAAUCUGCCUGGAGGUAGGACUGGGAUCCGCCAGCUGGCUGUCCCGGUGCAGGACUGGGCUUCCUAAGGGAAACACAGACCUCUCCUCGCCUCCCACCUUGACCCGACUCUGUGGACAGACAGCGCGGGCGUGCGAGUCUGGCCGGUGGGCGGCACAGGAAUGACCACAGCGGCCUCCGGGGUGCACAGCUCAGUGGUGACGCCAGGAGGGAGGCUGCGCCCACAGCCGGGCUCGGGCUUUGGAGGAGAGAGGUCCUCGGCGCUCCCAGGCCAGCCCAGGGGGCUCUGGCUGUGGGAAACCUAAUAGUGUUGGUCUCAGUUCAGCAACAGCGACAACAAACUUAAUAGCUUCAGAAACGUCGACCUGCUGUGCAUCAGGUGGGACUAUAUAUAUAUAUAUAUAUAUAUAUAUUUUGUCUCUCUGGGUUUUUUUGUUUUGUUUUGUUUUUGCCAAAAUUGCAAAAUUCUAAAUGUAAAGCCCUCAGUAUCAACUCUUCUACCUUCACAAAGCUCUAUACACCUAUACACACAGACACACUGGAUAGGACGGUCUCCAGCCAGACCUCUCAGUAAAAUGACUUGAACAUCAUCUGUACAAGAAAAGUAUUCUACUUUCACACACACACACACACACAGAGUUUUAAAAAAGACUAUUGAACUAAAAACAGUCAACUGUUUACGUAUAAUGUUAAAUUCAGGAGUUCAGUGUUUUACUAAUACAUCCUGUUUUGAAACCUCUUGUUCAAAAACAAAACGUUUUGAGCAGUCAACCAAAAUUGUUCAUUUUCUUUUCCUGUAGAUGUUCUGACAGAUUUGCAGGGCUCGCAGCUCACUGUGCUAGUAUGUAAAAAGGUGUUUACACAAGGCAAAAAGAAAACACGAUAUUCAGACACUUGCCAAAUAGAAUAAUUAUAGCACAAAUACUGUAAAGGUGCCUGGCACCACAACCUGAGAAAGUGUUAAAAAAAAAAAAAGUGUUACAAGGUUUAAGGAAAAAAAAACAAAAAACAUCUUUGCUAAUUUUUAGUCCUGUUGAACAUUCAUGGAAUUGUUAAUAUGACUUAUAUAGACCCACACAGGUUUUAUUUUUGUGUCUUUAAAAUAAAAGUCCAAAAUAUUUAAAUUUUAUGGUCAAAUAUGCAGUCAGCAGCUGCUACUUUUUUCUUUAUAUAUUAAAUUUCUCAUAUGUCUUUUAUUGUUCUGAUAAACCUAAGCUUGUGUGACCUCCAGUGCAUAUUAGACCAUUCACUGUAUGAAAGAAAACAUGAUGUUGAAUAAAUUUGUGAGUUUUUAAUAAAAAUAGAAAAUCUGAUGUUUAGAUAAUCGGUGUGUUAUUUGAUGUUUUAAGAACUAGAAGGGAGGCAAGAUGGGGAGCCGAAUGACCCCUUAGAAGUGAGGCAGGACUGAGCUCUCUGCUUUCACCUUGGUUGUGGUUGAACCCCAUUGCUAAUGCCAGCCAAGUUUUCUCCAUGGCUUCCUGCUGUUAUUAACUACAGAUUUGCAUUCUGGGGAUUUAACUGGCACAGUUGAAGAGAUCUUUGCUGAUAAGUUAAUAU
Molecule: messenger RNA, 5543 nt
Organism: Myotis daubentonii (Daubenton's bat)
Lineage: Eukaryota; Metazoa; Chordata; Mammalia; Chiroptera; Vespertilionidae
Gene: LHX1
Product: LIM homeobox 1
Biological process (GO): regulation of transcription by RNA polymerase II; neuron differentiation
Cellular component (GO): nucleus
Molecular function (GO): DNA-binding transcription factor activity, RNA polymerase II-specific; RNA polymerase II transcription regulatory region sequence-specific DNA binding; zinc ion binding
Source: RefSeq, a predicted model, not a curated record